Pristis pectinata (smalltooth sawfish) is the source of this 7432-nucleotide messenger RNA. RefSeq names its product pre-mRNA processing factor 8 (gene prpf8). Gene Ontology annotation, cellular component: catalytic step 2 spliceosome; U5 snRNP. The record is from RefSeq and is a predicted model, not a curated record. NCBI's taxonomy places the organism in Eukaryota, Metazoa, Chordata, Chondrichthyes, Rhinopristiformes, Pristidae. Gene Ontology annotation, biological process: mRNA splicing, via spliceosome; spliceosomal tri-snRNP complex assembly. Gene Ontology annotation, molecular function: metallopeptidase activity; U2 snRNA binding; protein binding.
CGCCUACCCGUCUCCGUGUGCCGUGCGGUGGUUCCUUGUUCGGCGGCUGGAGUUAAUGGCGGGUUAAUGAGCGUUGUCUGGUGAAGUUUCGACUGACGUUCGCUCGGUUGGCGAGGCUGAGAAGCAACAAAAAUGGCAGCAUUUCCGUAUAGGGGUGCACCUGGACCUAAUCCAGUUCCAGUUCCUGUACCUGAUUACAUGUCUGAAGAAAAGUUACAAGAAAAAGCCAGGAAAUGGCAGCAACUUCAGGCGAAACGAUACGCUGAGAAGAGAAAGUUUGGAUUUGUGGAUGCUCAGAAGGAAGAUAUGCCCCCUGAACAUGUCCGAAAGAUCAUCCGUGACCAUGGUGACAUGACAAAUAGAAAAUUCAGGCAUGACAAGCGAGUCUACCUUGGAGCUUUGAAAUACAUGCCACAUGCUGUUCUGAAACUACUGGAGAACAUGCCUAUGCCGUGGGAGCAGAUCAGGGAUGUAUCGGUUCUGUAUCACAUCACAGGAGCAAUUUCAUUUGUUAAUGAAAUUCCAUGGGUUAUUGAACCAGUUUACAUAUCUCAGUGGGGAACCAUGUGGAUUAUGAUGAGACGUGAAAAACGUGAUAGACGACAUUUCAAAAGGAUGCGGUUUCCUCCUUUUGAUGAUGAAGAGCCUCCAUUGGAUUAUGCAGAUAACAUACUUGAUGUGGAGCCACUUGAAGCAAUACAAAUGGAACUUGAUUCAGAAGAGGAUGGACCAGUAGCUGAGUGGUUGUAUGACCAUCAACCAUUGAAAGACAACCCAAAGUAUGUAAAUGGAUCUACUUAUCGCCGUUGGCAGUUUACUUUACCUAUGAUGUCCACACUUUAUCGCUUGGCUAAUCAGUUGCUAACUGAUUUAGUGGAUGACAACUACUUCUAUCUAUUUGAUCUCAAAGCAUUUUUUACUUCCAAAGCUCUGAACAUGGCAAUUCCUGGUGGACCAAAAUUUGAACCUCUUGUUCGGGAUGUGAACCUUCAAGAUGAAGACUGGAAUGAAUUCAAUGAUAUCAAUAAGAUCAUCAUUAGACAACCGAUCCGAACGGAGUACAAAAUAGCAUUCCCAUACCUGUACAACAAUUUACCCCAUCAUGUUCAUCUCACCUGGUACCACACACCGAAUGUUGUGUUCAUUAAAACUGAAGAUCCAGAUCUGCCAGCGUUCUACUUUGAUCCAUUGAUCAACCCUAUUUCUCACAGGCAUUCUGUUAAGAGUCAGGAGCCGUUACCUGAUGACGAUGAAGAGUUUGAACUUCCUGAUUGCGUGGAACCGUUCCUGAAAGAUACACCAUUGUAUUCUGAUCAUACUGCCAAUGGCAUUGCUUUGCUUUGGGCACCAAGACCAUUUAAUCUGCGAUCUGGUAAAACAAGGAGAGCACUUGACAUCCCAUUAGUUAAGAACUGGUAUCGUGAGCACUGUCCAGCUGGGCAACCAGUCAAAGUUAGAGUUUCUUACCAGAAACUCCUGAAGUACUAUGUACUGAAUGCACUUAAACACAGACCACCGAAAGCACAAAAGAAAAGGUACUUAUUCCGUUCAUUCAAGUCGACAAAAUUUUUCCAAUCAACCAAACUAGACUGGGUGGAGGUAGGGUUACAGGUGUGCCGUCAAGGUUACAACAUGCUGAAUUUGUUAAUUCACCGCAAGAAUCUGAAUUAUUUGCACCUGGACUACAACUUCAAUCUGAAGCCUGUGAAAACCCUCACAACUAAGGAACGUAAAAAGUCAAGAUUUGGUAAUGCGUUCCAUUUGUGUCGUGAGGUGCUACGUUUGACAAAGCUUGUCGUUGAUAGUCAUGUUCAAUAUAGGCUGGGGAAUGUGGAUGCUUUCCAGUUGUCAGAUGGGUUGCAGUAUAUCUUUGCUCAUGUGGGACAAUUGACAGGAAUGUACAGGUACAAGUACAAGCUGAUGAGGCAAAUCCGAAUGUGUAAAGAUCUGAAGCACCUUAUCUAUUACAGAUUUAACACGGGGCCAGUUGGCAAGGGACCUGGCUGUGGAUUCUGGGCUGCAGGCUGGAGAGUGUGGCUUUUCUUCAUGAGGGGCAUUACUCCUCUGCUGGAGAGGUGGUUGGGAAAUUUGCUUGCCCGACAGUUUGAAGGCCGUCAUUCCAAGGGGGUAGCUAAGACUGUGACCAAACAGCGUGUGGAGUCUCACUUUGACCUGGAGUUAAGAGCAGCUGUCAUGCAUGAUAUCCUAGAUAUGAUGCCUGAAGGAAUCAAGCAGAACAAGGCCAGAACAAUCUUGCAACAUCUGAGUGAGGCAUGGAGAUGCUGGAAAGCAAAUAUCCCUUGGAAGGUUCCAGGUCUUCCGACUCCAAUUGAGAAUAUGAUCCUGCGGUAUGUGAAAGCCAAAGCUGACUGGUGGACAAAUACUGCUCAUUACAACAGGGAGCGUAUUCGUCGUGGUGCAACUGUUGACAAAACUGUUUGCAAAAAAAACCUGGGUCGUCUUACCAGGUUGUACUUGAAGGCAGAACAAGAAAGGCAGCACAAUUACCUGAAAGAUGGCCCCUACAUUACUGCUGAAGAAGCCGUUGCCAUCUAUACUACCACUGUGCAUUGGCUGGAGAGCAGACGUUUCUCACCGAUUCCUUUCCCGCCACUUUCCUACAAACAUGAUACAAAGCUUCUGAUCUUGGCUUUGGAAAGACUCAAGGAAGCUUACAGUGUGAAAUCGAGGUUAAACCAAUCACAGAGGGAGGAACUGGGUCUAAUUGAACAGGCUUAUGAUAACCCUCAUGAAGCUUUGUCCAGGAUUAAACGUCACUUGCUUACACAGAGAGCUUUCAAAGAGGUUGGCAUUGAAUUUAUGGAUCUGUACAGCCAUCUGGUGCCAGUUUAUGAUGUGGAACCAUUGGAGAAGAUCACUGAUGCUUACCUUGAUCAGUACUUGUGGUAUGAAGCUGACAAGCGGCGGUUAUUUCCCCCAUGGAUUAAGCCAGCUGAUACUGAACCACCUCCAUCACUUGUAUAUAAAUGGUGCCAAGGUAUCAACAAUCUUCAGGAUGUGUGGGAGACAGCUGAUGGUGAAUGCAAUGUCAUGUUAGAAUCACGAUUUGAGAAAAUGUAUGAGAAAAUUGAUCUGACUUUGCUGAACAGAUUGCUUCGUCUGAUUGUGGAUCACAAUAUUGCUGAUUAUAUGACAGCUAAGAAUAACGUUGUUAUCAAUUACAAGGACAUGAACCACACCAAUUCCUAUGGCAUUAUUCGAGGGCUCCAAUUUGCCUCUUUCAUAGUCCAGUACUAUGGGCUGGUGCUGGAUCUGCUGGUAUUGGGUCUCCAUCGAGCCAGUGAAAUGGCUGGCCCACCACAAAUGCCAAAUGAUUUUCUGAGUUAUCAAGAUGUUGCCACGGAAGUUGCUCAUCCAGUCAGGCUUUUCUGCAGAUAUAUUGAGCGUAUUCACAUUUUCUUCCGAUUUACAGCUGAUGAAGCCAGAGACUUGAUUCAGCGCUACCUGACAGAACAUCCUGAUCCGAACAAUGAGAACAUCGUAGGAUAUAAUAACAAAAAGUGCUGGCCAAGAGACGCGCGUAUGAGGCUUAUGAAGCAUGAUGUCAAUCUGGGACGAGCAGUGUUUUGGGAUAUCAAGAAUCGGCUCCCUAGGUCUGUUACCACCAUUCAGUGGGAAAACAGCUUUGUAUCUGUGUACAGCAAAGACAAUCCCAAUUUGCUAUUCAACAUGUCAGGCUUUGAGUGUCGCAUCCUUCCCAAAUGUCGCACAAGCUAUGAGGAAUUCACUCACAAAGAUGGCGUUUGGAACUUGCAAAAUGAGGUUACCAAAGAGCGUACAGCACAAUGCUUCCUCAGAGUGGAUGAUGAAUCUAUGCAGCGAUUCCAUAACAGAGUACGGCAGAUCCUCAUGGCUUCUGGUUCCACCACUUUCACCAAGAUUGUGAAUAAGUGGAACACAGCACUGAUUGGUUUGAUGACCUAUUUCCGUGAAGCAGUGGUUAAUACUCAGGAGCUGUUGGACCUGUUGGUGAAAUGUGAGAACAAGAUCCAGACACGUAUUAAGAUUGGUUUGAACUCCAAGAUGCCAAGUCGUUUCCCUCCUGUGGUGUUCUACACCCCCAAGGAGCUUGGUGGUCUGGGAAUGCUCUCAAUGGGCCAUGUUCUCAUCCCACAGUCUGAUUUGAGAUGGUCCAAGCAGACAGAUGUGGGCAUCACUCAUUUCCGAUCAGGUAUGAAUCACGAAGAGGACCAACUGAUUCCUAAUCUUUAUCGUUAUAUUCAGCCUUAGAGUGAGUUCAUUGAUUCACAAAGAGUGUGGGCAGAAUAUGCAUUGAAACGACAGGAAGCCAUAGCACAAAAUAGGUAAACGGUUACUUUGGAAGAUUUAGAAGAUUCCUGGGAUAGAGGUAUCCCACGUAUUAACACAUUAUUCCAGAAGGAUAGGCACACUCUGGCUUAUGAUAAGGGUUGGAGAGUGAGAACCGAUUUCAAACAGUACCAGGUGUUGAAGCAGAAUCCUUUUUGGUACCAUCAAAGACAUGAUGGCAAGCUAUGGAACUUGAACAACUAUCGUACAGACAUGAUCCAAGCACUAGGUGGUGUUGAAGGCAUUCUGGAGCACACGCUCUUCAAGGGAACAUAUUUUCCUACAUGGGAGGGUUUAUUCUGGGAAAAAGCAAGUGGUUUUGAGGAAUCCAUGAAAUGGAAGAAACUAACUAAUGCCCAGCGAUCUGGUUUGAACCAGAUUCCCAACAGAAGAUUCACUCUUUGGUGGUCACCAACCAUCAACAGAGCUAAUGUUUAUGUAGGUUUUCAAGUGCAGUUAGAUUUAACAGGAAUUUUCAUGCAUGGCAAAAUACCCACCCUAAAGAUUUCCUUGAUCCAGAUCUUCAGAGCCCAUUUGUGGCAAAAGAUUCAUGAGAGUAUCGUUAUGGAUCUCUGUCAGGUCUUUGAUCAAGAGUUGGAUGCUUUGGAGAUUGAAACUGUGCAGAAAGAGACCAUCCACCCCAGAAAGUCUUACAAAAUGAACUCCUCCUGUGCUGAUAUUCUGCUGUUUGCUUCAUAUAAGUGGAAUGUUUCCAGACCUUCACUACUUGCUGAUUCAAAAGAUGUGAUGGAUAGCACUACUACUCAGAAAUACUGGAUAGAUAUUCAGUUGCGAUGGGGUGACUAUGACUCUCAUGAUAUUGAGAGAUAUGCUAGGGCUAAGUUCUUGGACUACACAACAGAUAACAUGAGCAUCUACCCAUCCCCGACUGGUGUGUUGAUUGCCAUUGAUCUGGCCUAUAACUUGCAUAGUGCUUAUGGGAACUGGUUUCCAGGUGCCAAACCUUUGAUCCAACAGGCAAUGGCAAAGAUCAUGAAGGCUAAUCCUGCUUUGUAUGUGUUGAGAGAACGUAUUCGAAAGGGUCUACAGCUGUACUCUUCCGAACCAACUGAACCAUACCUUUCCUCACAGAAUUAUGGUGAACUCUUCUCCAACCAAAUCAUUUGGUUUGUGGAUGAUACCAAUGUGUAUCGAGUCACCAUUCAUAAGACUUUUGAAGGUAACUUAAACAAACCCAUCAAUGGAGCCAUUUUCAUUUUCAACCGGACAGGACAGCUGUUCCUUAAAAUCAUUCAUACCUCAGUUUGGGCUGGGCAGAAACGUUUGGGCCAGUUAGCAAAGUGGAAGACUGCUGAAGAAGUGGCUGCCUUGAUUCGAUCACUUCCAGUUGAAGAGCAGCCGAAGCAAAUCAUUGUUACGAGGAAGGGCAUGUUAGAUCCACUGGAGGUCCAUUUGCUGGAUUUUCCCAACAUUGUGAUCAAAGGGUCUGAGCUGCAGUUGCCUUUUCAAGCUUGUCUGAAAGUGGAGAAGUUUGGUGAUCUAAUUUUAAAGGCAACUGAACCACAAAUGGUGUUGUUUAACCUGUAUGAUGAUUGGCUGAAGACUAUUUCAUCCUAUACUGCAUUCUCUCGACUGAUUUUGAUUCUUCGAGCACUCCACGUGAACAAUGAUCGUGCAAAGGUAAUCCUGAAACCCGACAAAACUACAAUAACGGAACCUCAUCACAUCUGGCCAACACUAACUGAUGAAGAAUGGAUUAAGGUGGAAGUACAGUUGAAAGAUCUCAUUCUAGCUGAUUAUGGCAAGAAAAACAAUGUAAAUGUGGCAUCCCUAACUCAAUCUGAGAUUCGUGAUAUUAUUUUGGGAAUGGAGAUUUCUGCACCCUCUCAACAGAGGCAACAGAUUGCUGAAAUUGAGAAGCAGACCAAAGAGCAGUCUCAGCUGACAGCCACACAGACACGUACUGUGAACAAGCAUGGUGAUGAAAUCAUUACUUCAACAACCAGCAACUAUGAAACCCAAACCUUCUCAUCCAAAACUGAAUGGAGAGUCAGGGCAAUAUCUGCUGCCAACCUUCAUCUUCGAACCAAUCACAUUUAUGUUUCCUCUGAUGAUAUCAAAGAGACUGGCUAUACCUAUCUGCCCAAGAAUGUGCUGAAGAAAUUUAUCUGCAUUUCAGAUUUGAGAGCACAGAUUGCUGGAUAUCUGUAUGGUGUGAGUCCUCCAGAUAACCCCCAGGUGAAGGAAAUCAGAUGCAUCGUAAUGGUGCCACAGUGGGGAACCCAUCAGACUGUGCAUCUCCCUAACCAACUGCCGCAGCAUGAAUAUCUGAAGGAAAUGGAGCCUCUUGGCUGGAUUCACACUCAACCAAAUGAGUCUCCUCAGUUGUCGCCGCAAGAUGUCACCACCCAUGCAAAAGUAAUGGCUGACAACCCAUCCUGGGACGGAGAAAAAACCAUCAUAAUAACGUGCAGCUUUACUCCAGGUUCUUGCACACUGACAGCAUACAAGCUCACUCCAAGUGGGUAUGAGUGGGGUAGACAGAACACAGACAAAGGCAAUAACCCCAAAGGAUAUCUGCCCUCCCACUAUGAAAGAGUGCAGAUGUUGUUAUCAGAUAGAUUCCUCGGUUUCUUCAUGGUACCCGGGCAGAGUUCCUGGAACUACAACUUCAUGGGUAUCGGCCAUGAUCCCAACAUGAAAUAUGAGCUGCAUUUGGCCAACCCUAAAGAAUUCUACCAUGAAGUUCACAGACCAUCUCACUUCCUGAACUUUGCUUCACUGCAAGAGGGCGAGAUCUACAAUGCAGACAGAGAAGACAUGUACUCCUAGAAAAUCACACAUUUAUCAUGCAAUGUGUGUACUGUUGAUAUUCAACAAAUAAACUUAAAUUCUGCUCAUGGUCUCUGUUAAAUUUCAGAUUCUGUUCAUAGUACAAGCUCAUCCCGUAUCUUGUGAUUAUCUGUGAGAUGGUAACUUUGUGUUAAAUAUUUUGCCUUCAACUGUGGCAUCUACAUAGUGGGAAUUGAACAACUUUAAACAUUAGUUUAUUUGUAUUAAAACUGAAUUUUUUUGUGCAAUGAUGUGUAGAGUUUAGAAAUUCCUGGAUUAAAGUUUAAAUUUUUAACUAAACUUGAAAUUG